Messenger RNA from Angiostrongylus costaricensis, 552 nucleotides. The record is from the annotation of a GenBank genome assembly. Lineage: Eukaryota; Metazoa; Nematoda; Chromadorea; Rhabditida; Metastrongylidae.
UUCAUUACUGCAAUGGAGCUUAUUACAAACGAUUAUAGGUUUCGGAGUUUCUCGUCUUUGUAUUCUCGUUUGGUAGCAUUCUGGAUGGCACUGUCCAUGAUAAUUUUGUUGGCUGUGCUGUUCUCUAAUUCUGAGGGAGGUGUUCUUGUGAUGAUGUUCAGUCUUUUUUGGUGUGUCAUGCUCUUUGCUGGUAUUAUUGCAUGUGCCGUAAUUCGGAAACAGAUUCGGGUUGGACUACGACAUUGUGUUCAGUCAGCUAAUGAAGUGCUCAUUAAAAACAAUAUAAUGGCUGGUGUUGAAGACAAAGGACAAUUGAGCUGCCAUAAAGUUGUGGUAGGCAUUGAAGAAAAGGCACGUCAACUUGUCCUCAAAUACAGUCAAGAUUAUGUAAAAAGCAGCGCGAGGUAUCGCAUUAUUUUCCCGAGUCGCCCUUCACUUGGUGUAAGUGAAUUCAACCCGAAGCAUUGUCCCAAGCAGCUUUGCCUUUGUCAGUUUAUCGAUAAGAAUCACUUCAAUCGUUCGCCCAGGAAGUGGUAUUCACAUCUUGUAUAG